UCAUAUGCUUGGGUCAGAGGUUCUCAGUAUGGCUGCCUCCAUAUGAAGCGCAUUUGUCCUCUCUGUCGUGUUUUCUAGGUCUUGAUAAACGAUUUUUUUUUGUUUUUCAAAAUCUGAACUUUAUUCGUUAUGUUUCCUGUCGUGACCCGGACGGCGACCCCGCUGUCAAACCUACUCGCCCCCCGAAUCGGUGUGUUGAUGGUCGCUGUUAGGGGCAGAAAAUCCCGCAGCGAUCCGAAAGCCAAGUCAAAAGCCGGGAGGGUGAAGGUUCCUCCGCCCGUGGACCCUGCCGAGAUGCUGGUGCUCAGGGAGAGAUUCAGCCAGUACGACCUCAUCAUGAGGGCACUCCGGGCAGAGUUCAAGGAGGACAUGCUACGCAGGAGGUAUGAGGAGGAGGUGGGAUCUCUGGCUGAGGAGAGGACCAAACAGGAAGCUGAGGAGCAUCAGAAGCUGAUGGCCUGGAAUGACGCAGAGAACCAGCGACUGCGCCAACUACGUGAGGAGAGGAUCAGGAAGGAGCUGGAGCAGGAGCAGCUGAGGAAGGAGCAGGUGGCUGUCUCAAGAGAGAAGAGAAUGGAGGAGUAUGUUAAAGAGAAGGAGCAGGAGAUCUUGCAGCUACAGGAAGAAGCAAAGAACUUCAUCACCUUGGAGAAUCUGGACCAGCGAAUUGAGGAAGCGCUGGACAACCCAAAGAGCUAUAAUUUCGCUGUUGAUAAAGAGGGGAGGAUUGUGAAGAGAACUGUGCAGCAGUGAUACCUGCCUCACUGAACUGUUACACUUCAUAACCUGUGUGCACUGACGACGAAUACACCUGGAAAUAACACAUGCUUGGGAGACGUGCAUUGGACAGGGCUGCUUUAAUGCUUAACUUAAGGGUAUUUAUGAACUGCAAGGCUGCAAGUAAAGAUUGUAGCACAUUGCAUGGUCCUACAAAUGAACUUCCCUCACUUAAGGAGAAGAUGGUGUUCAAUUUGAUUUUUCGCUUAAUAACAGUGCUGAUUCUGAUCCGUUGAAAUUGUGGACCUAAUUAAAAAAUUCCAAAAGCAAAAUUCCAACUACA
Molecule: messenger RNA, 1060 nt
Organism: Acipenser ruthenus (sterlet)
Lineage: Eukaryota; Metazoa; Chordata; Actinopteri; Acipenseriformes; Acipenseridae
Gene: mrps26
Product: mitochondrial ribosomal protein S26
Exons: 4
Coding region: 130-753 (207 amino acids)
Cellular component (GO): mitochondrial small ribosomal subunit
Source: RefSeq, a predicted model, not a curated record